This is a messenger RNA of Gracilinanus agilis (Agile Gracile Mouse Opossum), 1318 nucleotides long. RefSeq names its product ring finger protein 2 (gene RNF2). Gene Ontology annotation, molecular function: chromatin binding; ubiquitin protein ligase activity. The record is from RefSeq and is a predicted model, not a curated record. Gene Ontology annotation, cellular component: ubiquitin ligase complex; PcG protein complex. Lineage: Eukaryota; Metazoa; Chordata; Mammalia; Didelphimorphia; Didelphidae. The transcript has 7 exons. Bases 43 to 1053 code for a protein of 336 amino acids.
GCAGGAGACCUUUCCACAAGAUUACUUUGUUAUCUAGUCUCAAUGUCCCAGGCUGUGCAGACAAAUGGAACUCAGCCUUUAAGUAAAACAUGGGAACUAAGUUUAUAUGAAUUACAGCGAACACCUCAGGAAGCAAUAACUGAUGGCCUGGAAAUUGUUGUAUCACCUAGAAGUCUACAUAGUGAAUUAAUGUGCCCAAUCUGUUUGGAUAUGUUGAAGAAUACUAUGACCACAAAAGAGUGUUUACAUCGCUUCUGUGCAGACUGUAUCAUCACAGCCCUCAGAAGUGGGAACAAAGAAUGUCCUACUUGUCGGAAAAAGUUAGUUUCCAAAAGAUCACUAAGGCCAGACCCAAACUUUGAUGCUCUCAUCAGUAAAAUUUAUCCAAGUCGUGAUGAAUAUGAAGCUCAUCAAGAGAGAGUAUUAGCAAGGAUCAGCAAACACAAUAACCAACAAGCUCUCAGUCACAGCAUUGAAGAGGGAUUGAAGAUACAGGCCAUGAACAGGCUACAGCGAGGAAAGAAACAACAGAUUGAAAACGGCAGUGGAGCAGAGGAUAAUGGGGACAGUUCACACUGUAGCAAUGCGUCAACACACAGUAAUCAAGAAGCAGGGCCUAGUAACAAAAGGACCAAAACAUCAGAUGAUUCUGGAUUAGAACUUGAUAACAACAAUGCCACAGUGGCCAUAGACCCCGUCAUGGAUGGUGCUAGUGAAAUUGAAUUAGUUUUCAGGCCUCAUCCUACCCUCAUGGAGAAAGACGACAGUGCACAAACAAGAUAUAUAAAGACUUCAGGCAAUGCGACCGUUGAUCACUUAUCCAAAUACCUAGCUGUGAGAUUAGCUUUAGAAGAACUUCGGAGUAAGGGAGAAUCAAACCAGAUGAACCUUGACACAGCAAGUGAGAAGCAGUACACAAUUUACAUUGCUACAGCCAAUGGACAGUUCACUGUAUUAAAUGGUUCUUUUUCCUUGGAACUGGUCAGUGAGAAAUACUGGAAAGUGAACAAACCAAUGGAACUUUAUUACGCACCAACAAAGGAGCACAAAUAAGCUUUGGAAAGAUGGCUUUGAAAAUGAACUUUUUUUUAUAGCUCUGGUUUCUUUAAUAUUAAAGAUGCACCAUCAUUGUUUUCAUGGACAUAAUCUUGGAUUUGCGUUCAGUUUCCUUGCUGAGCCAGACUUGUUUACACUAUUAGAAUUUGUGUUUGUUUUUUAUUUAAGCUUUUCUUUUUCAAAGGGACUGAAUGAAGCUAUCCAGUGCGUUCUUUUGAAAUUGUCUAAAUUGUGUCUUUUUACUGACGAAGCAGUGGAUCCC